AUGGAUACAAUCAAUAAAGAAACGAAUGAAAAUGAGACCAAUGAAGGAUUGAACAAGACGAAUUCGCUCAAGGAAUUCUAUGCCGCUAGUGAGAUCCUUGUGACUGGAGUAACCGGAUUCGUGGGAAUAGGUCUAUUGGAAAAACCGAUGCGCGUGUGUCCACGCGUUGCUGCCAUUUUCAUACUAAUUCGCCCAAAAACUAACGAAACGAUAGAACAAAGAUUUACGAAGCUUAUAGAUAUUUACGAUAAUAUUAAAGCGAAACAUCCCUCGGUUUUGAGCAAAGUUUACCCCGUGAAAGGUGACGUGAGUCUGCCAGAUUUAGGUCUUUCGCGAGAAGAUGAAAAUCUGUUGUUAGAGAAAGUAAACAUACUGUUUUACGUCGCGGUUACUGUGAGAUUCAACGAGCCGUUGCACGUGGCUGUUAAUGUCAAUAAAAAGGGUACUGCUCGUGUCGUCGAACUUUGAAACGAACUGAUUAGCUUCGUCCACGUCAGCACAGCUUUUAGUAAUGCGAAUCUGCACGACAUUGGGGAAAAAGUUUAUAGCACGAGUUUGAAACCUUCAGAGGCGAUCUAUAUGUGCGACAAAUUCGACAAAACAUCUAUCAACCAAAUUAGCAGAGUGUCACAUACCUAUCAAAACACUCAUACCAUAAGCAAAAAUCUUAAGGACAAUAGGUAUGCACAUACCUGCCCUCUAAUGUGGAUUGACGUCACACCAAGCAUAAUUGGCGCCUCUUUGGAAGAACCAUGUCCUGGUUGGAUACAGAAUAUUUCUGGAUUUACAGGUAGCUUCCUGCUAAUUGGCAGAGGAUUUGCAAGGGCGAUACAAGGUAUGAGAGAUGCCAGAUUGGAUUUAGUGCCAGUCGAUUUCGUAGUCGACACGAUAAUUUGUACUGCAUGGCAUGUCACGUUACAUCGUGAUCGUGAAGUUAAAGUUUACAACUGCACGAGUAACGCACGCCCUUUUAAGUGGGGUCUGAUGAUGGAUGCUAUCGUAAAAUAUAGCAUAAAAAUGCCACUGAACGAUACACUAUGGUACCCAGGUUGUUCGGCCAUAGCUAACAAAUAUAUUUACAACGUUCGGAGUGUAAUUCCGCAUGUUUUGCUUGCGUUCGUCAUAGAUGUCAUUUUAAGACUCCGAGGUAGUAAACCAAUAAUGAUGAAACUUCUAAAAAAUGGCAUUAAGCUAUUCGCAGCGAUAGGAUUCUUCAUCACGCACGAAUGGACGUUCCAAAAGGAUAACUGUUCCAACUUGGCAAGGAAGGUGAAAAUGUUGAACGACAGCGAUAUGGUCAAACUAGAUAGAGGAGAUAUGGAUUGGGAGAAGUUUGUGGCAAUUUACCUGAUGGGAAUUAGGAAAUUUAUUCUGAAACAAGACUUUAAGUCAACAGCCGGACAAUGGUUAUCAAGGUUGUACUGGAUACAUCAGGGCAGCAAAAUAUCCGGUAUAAUAAUUUUACUGUGGAUAAUGUUAUUUGUUGUUUACUGA
This is a messenger RNA of Bombus pyrosoma, 1494 nucleotides long. RefSeq names its product putative fatty acyl-CoA reductase CG5065. The transcript is spliced from 10 exons. Gene Ontology annotation, cellular component: peroxisome. Gene Ontology annotation, biological process: long-chain fatty-acyl-CoA metabolic process. Gene Ontology annotation, molecular function: alcohol-forming very long-chain fatty acyl-CoA reductase (NADP+) activity. The record is from RefSeq and is a predicted model, not a curated record. Lineage: Eukaryota; Metazoa; Arthropoda; Insecta; Hymenoptera; Apidae.